This is a messenger RNA of Phaeodactylum tricornutum CCAP 1055/1, 2164 nucleotides long. RefSeq lists its product with no specific name. Lineage: Eukaryota; Bacillariophyta; Bacillariophyceae; Surirellales; Neidiaceae. The record is from RefSeq and is a predicted model, not a curated record. The transcript has a single exon. Bases 143 to 2164 code for a protein of 673 amino acids.
UCGAGGCCAUCAAUUUGGCAAGUCAGCCCAACAACUUGCGCUAACGACUAUUUGUAAUCUCGUCGUUCUGGCUUUUCUUUGCAAGGACUAAUCCUCUUGCUGCUGAUUGUGAGUGACGCCGCGAAUACCAUCUGUACAAACCAUGACGGGAGCCCAGUCGGAGACCCGAAUAGCAUCUCCAAACGCACGGCAGGGCUCUCUGGUGGCACUUGCUUGGGUCGUCGGAGUCCUACAGAUCGCCACACUUCCGCUACUCGUCCGAUCCUUCUCGUCACUACCACCUCUGAUUCGGCCGGCCUCACCCUUAGCCACGCAGAGCCGCGUUCCACAGUCCACCACGGCGUUUGUCGCGACGAACACACGUGGGCGGCGCUUCGCCAAACGCGCGGCGGACGAUGAGGAUGAGGACGUGCCGCCGGACUGGAACGAGGACGAAAUCUUGGCGGAAUUUGACGACGUCACUGACACGGAACUCGAUGUCGACGAAGAUGAGGUCGACGUCGCGGAUGACACUGAGGGCGAGGCUGAAGUGACCGAUGAAGAUGACGAUCUCGACGAUGAAGAUAUCGAUGAGAUUGCCUUAGACCUGGAUGAGGACGACGAAGACGAUGAUGGUGAUGAGGACUAUGGGCAAGACGUAAACGAAGUGGAGGAAGAUGCCUACAAGGUUCCGGUAGGGGAGUUUGAUGCUGGCUGGGAUGAUGAGGAAGAUGGUGGUGAUUAUCAACUGGAAGACGAUACGGAGAAUCCCGACUAUAUGCGGCAAAAGGAACUGGUAGAAGAAGCUGUUCGGGCCUCCAAUCAGCGAGCUGCGGAUGAGAAUUUUGACCCCGUGGGGUUCAUUCAAAACGAUAUGACCGACGAUAUGGCCAAAGCAUUGGACGAAUUGCCAUUUAUACAAGAGGCUGAACAGCUUUCGGCCAGCAUGAUGCUUACUGAUGACGAUGUCGAGACAAUUGACUUGGACAAGGCUGUCGCUGAAGUGUCGGACCUAAUGACUGAGGAUCCUUAUCCUCGUUAUCAGAGCGGUGAACGCAAUUUUCUGGAAGAAAACAUCGGAGUUUCAGAUGACGACAUGGAACGCCUGGAUGGAGUAUACAAGCAAAUAAACGAAAAACUUGAAGAGGAGCCAUGGGAUAAGGUAAAUCUCAAAGAUCAAACUGGUUGGGACAGCCUUACCAAUGAGACUUUGGCCGAAAUGGAAGACUGCCUUGAGGAGAUUGGCGGAAGCGCUUACAAUGUUACCAGAUGGCUCUUGUACGAUUUGGACUUUAAUGUGAGCAAUCUCAUCUUAGCCGCCGUCAAGCACAACCCUCAGGCUCCUGUUUUACUUCAACACUGGUAUCCUCAGUUGGUAACGUAUGCGCGCUAUCAGCACUCUCGCGAUCGAGAUUUUGAUUUCAACUGGGAAGAUGUAGAAAACGCCGAUUUGCAGGAAUUGGAGCACUAUUAUGCUGGAUUUGGAUACAAAGAGAUACCUAAAAAGGCUCCAGCCGAAACAGGAAUAAUCAGUCUGGAAGACUUGGAUGAAGAAGAAAUAAAAAUGGCGGCGCUGGAGCGAUGGAUGACUGAUGUUUACAAUCCCGAAUGGGAUCGCAAAGACUUUGAUGACGACGACAUGCAAGAUGAAGACAAUGUCUUCUCACAAUUCUAUGAGGCACCACAGCAUCCCGAUUUGCCCACUUUUGCGGAUGCUGUUGAAGACAUUGAACAAUGGAAAGAAGAAAUGGGAGACGAAGCAAGCAAUCACAAGUACCGUGAUAUGAUGGGCAAGACGUACGAUUAUAAGGUUGUAAGGGACGAAGAGUUUGAACGCGAGUUCCGCGGACAUCUUAUUAUUGCAUGCACCGGGCAAUCCACCGACUUGGAGGUCGCCGAACGCAUUACAGAACGAUUCGAGCAGGAACUUGGAAAAAAAGUGUUUGUGGAAACCCGCAUAAUGAAUUUGGCUCGAGAAGAAGAUAAUGUUUUCGAAAUCUGGCUCGAGAGCUACGAAAUUGAUUUGCUGCAUUCUAAAAAACGUGCAACAGCAAACGCCGAAGAUUGGGAUGGCCCGGUAGACUGCGAUGAAGCCCAGAUCGAGUUUCUGGUAGACCGGGUGAGAUUCCUUAUCAGUGACGAAGUGCGCUACAGCUAUAGAAUGGAGCUCGAGCACACGGAAUAG